CCACAUUUCCCUUUAACUCCAUCUCUUACCUUCUCUCUCCCUCCCUCCCUCCCUCUCUCUAUAUCUCUCUCUCUCUAGGGUUUCUUCGCCCUUUUCUCUGGUUUUCAGUCAUUUUUUAGUUUCCAUUUCUUGUAAAAAUGCGUGAGAUUCUUCACAUCCAAGGAGGCCAAUGUGGCAACCAGAUCGGUGCCAAGUUCUGGGAAGUGGUUUGUGCUGAGCACGGCAUCGACUCCAUCGGUAAGUACACUGGUGAUUCCGAUCUUCAACUUGAUCGAAUUAAUGUAUACUAUAACGAGGCCAGUUGCGGGAGAUUCGUUCCUCGUGCCGUGCUUAUGGAUCUUGAGCCUGGUGUUAUGGACAGUAUCAGAUCUGGACCUUACGGUCAGGUUUUCAGACCUGAUAACUUCGUUUUCGGUCAGUCUGGUGCGGGAAACAACUGGGCUAAAGGACAUUACACCGAAGGUGCGGAGCUUAUUGAUUCCGUUCUUGAUGUUGUUCGUAAAGAGGCUGAGAAUUGUGACUGUCUGCAAGGGUUCCAGGUCUGCCAUUCGUUGGGAGGAGGGACUGGAUCUGGAAUGGGAACUCUUCUGAUUUCCAAGAUCAGAGAGGAAUACCCUGACAGAAUGAUGCUUACGUUCUCCGUUUUCCCAUCUCCUAAAGUUUCUGAUACUGUUGUUGAGCCUUACAACGCAACCCUCUCUGUUCAUCAACUUGUUGAAAACGCCGACGAGUGUAUGGUACUCGAUAACGAGGCUCUCUACGAUAUCUGCUUCCGUACCCUGAAGCUCUCCACCCCUAGCUUUGGAGAUCUUAACCAUCUGAUUUCUGCAACGAUGUCCGGUGUGACCUGUUGUUUGCGAUUUCCCGGACAGCUUAACUCAGAUCUCAGGAAACUUGCCGUCAAUCUUAUCCCAUUUCCUCGUCUCCACUUUUUCAUGGUUGGUUUUGCUCCCCUCACUUCCCGUGGAUCCCAGCAAUACAGGGCUCUUACAGUACCUGAGCUCACUCAGCAAAUGUGGGAUGCUAAGAACAUGAUGUGUGCUGCCGAUCCCCGACAUGGUCGCUAUCUUACUGCAUCUGCUAUGUUCAGAGGCAAGAUGAGCACUAAGGAAGUUGAUGAACAGAUGAUCAAUGUCCAGAAUAAGAACUCUUCAUACUUUGUUGAAUGGAUCCCCAACAAUGUGAAAUCUACAGUUUGUGACAUUCCUCCAACCGGAUUGAAAAUGGCAUCUACUUUCAUUGGAAAUUCAACAUCAAUCCAAGAGAUGUUCCGCCGUGUGAGUGAGCAGUUUACGGCCAUGUUUAGGAGGAAGGCUUUCUUGCAUUGGUACACAGGGGAGGGUAUGGAUGAGAUGGAGUUUACUGAGGCUGAAAGCAAUAUGAAUGAUCUGGUUUCUGAGUAUCAGCAAUAUCAAGAUGCUUCGGCUGAGGAAGAAGAUUACUACGAAGAUGAAGACGGUGCGGAACAAGAUGAAUGAAGUGCGUGAACAUGUGGAUUUUCAUUUGCCAGUCUCUGGCGACUCUGUGGGGUGGAUUUAUGGAAGGCCUAAAUCAAUUCAUGUUGCUGUAGAAUUUUUAGGCCAUGAUAUUGUCGUCAAUUAAGAUUUGCUUUUCGUUUUUGGUUCUUAUUUGCUGUUAUCUUGAUAAGACAUGAAGAAUAUCAGUUACAUAUGCUCGUAUAAUUUGUUAUUCUGCAAGUUUCUCUGUUGAAAAUAUUAUCAUAAUGAAGUUCCUAUCACAGGCUAUUUUGUUU
Molecule: messenger RNA, 1753 nt
Organism: Cucurbita maxima (winter squash)
Lineage: Eukaryota; Viridiplantae; Streptophyta; Magnoliopsida; Cucurbitales; Cucurbitaceae
Product: tubulin beta chain-like
Exons: 3
Coding region: 138-1478 (446 amino acids)
Biological process (GO): microtubule cytoskeleton organization; mitotic cell cycle
Cellular component (GO): cytoplasm; microtubule
Molecular function (GO): GTP binding; GTPase activity; structural constituent of cytoskeleton
Source: RefSeq, a predicted model, not a curated record